UACCGACCUGUUUUGAUGGCAUCGGGACAAGUCCCAUCGGGAUGCUUUUCUAUUCUUUACUUUGCUGCAGCGUCCACCUUCACCUCAAAGGCAUCUGAGUUCCUGCCGGCCCCGCUUGACGCCCGGUCACUCUUUACGACGCUUGAAGAGAGAUACCCUGGCAUAACGGCGAAGGUGCUGAGCAGUUGUGCUGUGACGGUCAACCUAGAGUAUGUGGACAUGGAUGCAAAUGCGGAUGAUGGCGGAGACGUGUCGUGCGUGAUCAAGGAAGGCGACGAGGUGGCUAUCAUCCCUCCCGUGAGUUCUGGGUAAAUAUGGGGGCUUCUGCGUGGCGCUGGUUGGCAUGUAC
Messenger RNA from Periconia digitata, 349 nucleotides. The record is from the annotation of a GenBank genome assembly. Lineage: Eukaryota; Fungi; Ascomycota; Dothideomycetes; Pleosporales; Periconiaceae.